CUCAGGUUCGGAGGCAAGCUAUGGCAUGGUCACUCCUCAGGAUGCAACGGAUGCCCCGAGCCAAGCCAAGGUCCCAGCUCCAACGACUGCUUUGACGGCAGGCAAAGGCAGGGCCAGUGCUCCACCGGCUUAUGAUCAAUUUGAGCCCGAUAGUCAGCCCGAUAGUCCGCACGAGAGUCAGCACGACAAGGCGUUGGACAUCGAUCAAGCUCCCAUUGAUACGUUCAUCGCCGAGCUCGACGCCGACGCGGUUUCUCCUUACAAGCCACCCGCCGGUCAUAUCCUAAAGAAGAAGUUGUUCCUUUCACAAGAAACGCCCGAGCAGGAGGACACUACCGCCUUCACCGCUCCGCCCCGAGUUGGGCUUACCCCGAGGACACUCCUUGGUGCGACCACGGAAGGUAUGAAACAAAACGCCGCUCCCAGUUGCAGUAAGAAGAAGGGCAGGAAGCGGAAGAAGUCGGGAGAUGUUGCGGCAAGCAAGAUAGUGGUUAAUGACAAGUUGCCGACCCCGUGGAGGAAGUUGCAUCACUUAGGCGAGCCGAUGCUGCCGGCACACUAUGUCAACAAGUUGACGCCGGAUAUGAGGAGCGUGCAUGAUGCUAUUCUAACAAAGGAGAAGCUACUUCUUAAAGAUAGAAAUCCAUCGUACCCGAUUUUGAUCGCCAAGGUGCCCACUGGCUUUGGCUUUGUCAACACAUACCCUGCGGACUUGAUAUUCAUUCGGUACGAAGACAUCUUCAGGCUCUUCCACAUGCAACAGCUAGACCGAAGCUUGGUCCGCCUCAUAUCGCUCAGCAUGGCGCACGAUAUCGCCAUGGAGAACACAACGCACAUCGCUAUCAUGGACCCCUACUACAUGACUCCAACUGUCGCCCAGACCGAACAAGCGUUUCUCGCCAACUAUAUCAAGAAUUUCUUGGUGUUAAACAAGGAAAAGAGUUGCUUUGUCAUACCAUAUUUCCGCGAGUAAGUAUUUGGUUACUAAAGUACCCUAUAUUACAUUCUUUCAUGAAUUUCCUUAAUAGCUGAGUAUGAUGGUUUAUUUCCAUUUUGCGCAGUUUCAAGUAUUGCACCCUCCUCCUCUUUUACCCGUAUCAUUCCGAUGUCACUUAUCUCGACUCCGGGCUUGAUAAGGAGAAAGACUUCACCGACCUUAAGUCUACACUUGAUAAAGCCCUCAGCGGCUUCAUAGCUGAGGUUGGCGUCAACAAACUCAGGCAUGAGAAGAAAGUUAAGGGUUGCCAUGUGUGCAACCACGUAACCAAGUUCCCCUGCCUAAAGCAAUCGGCGGAUGACAAUGGGAUGGAGGCAUGGUUUGCCAUCCUACAGAUGAGGGCGGUUGUAAGGUCUCAGAACGAUCUCUUGUUGCCAUCUGCUCUGCAGGGGAAGUUCGUGAACAUGGCGGACACCACCGAUGAAAACGUGAGAGGCGACUUCCGUGCCAUCCAGCGGACCAUUUGCACAAUACUCUGGAGGGAUGUCAUCAUGAAUGGUGGCUUGUUCAACUAUGCCUCCGCACUUUCUAAUUCCGAGAUAGAAGGCCGAUUAGAAGAUGGAUGUGACGAGAGAACAUUCAACACGCUCGAGGGCAUCCGUCCCUUCCCGCCGAAGUAGACUUGAGUCAAAAACUUUUGUGUCCUGCAAAUAUGACGUACUAUGUCGUCUACCACGGCAGGGUUCCUGGAGUCUACGAGGACUGGGAAGACUGUAGGAGGCAGGUCCACCGUUUCAGCGGCAACAGCUACAAGGGGUACACCACUUUGGAGGAGGCGGAAACUCGAUACGCCAACUUUCGAGCGGGACAGAGGAGGGAGAUGUGGAGGACCCCUUUCAUCGUGAUGAUGCUUGCCGCCACCGUCUCUCUAGUUUAUUAUGUCAUUGUUGUUUAGCUAGGUCAUCGACACUGGACUUAUAUGUAUUUCUGUAACAUGUGCUACUUCGAGUCGUGAUGUUAUGGUCAACUAUCUACUAUCUAAACUUGUCUUAUUAAUGCAUGCAUGUUGUGAACA
Molecule: messenger RNA, 2012 nt
Organism: Lolium perenne
Lineage: Eukaryota; Viridiplantae; Streptophyta; Magnoliopsida; Poales; Poaceae
Source: RefSeq, a predicted model, not a curated record